Molecule: messenger RNA, 470 nt
Organism: Phalaenopsis equestris
Lineage: Eukaryota; Viridiplantae; Streptophyta; Magnoliopsida; Asparagales; Orchidaceae
Product: protein ABHD17C-like
Exons: 1
Source: RefSeq, a predicted model, not a curated record
CCGCACUCUCCCCCUUCCCCUCCUUCCACCUCCUCGUCAUUGGGAGCAUUGAAACCUAGUUCAUUACCGGGCGCCGCUUCCCUUGAUGGGAUUAUAUGUGGAAAAGGAGAUUUCAACGUUGCCUUCGCCUCCUAAUCUUGAUCUGAGAAGGGUGUCGUGAAGAAGAUGGGGGGCGUCACUUCGGCGAUGGCGGCUAAGUUCGCCUUCUUCCCACCGAUCCCGCCGUCAUAUGGCGUGGUGGUGGAGGAUGUGGAUGCGGGGCGGCUGACAAUGACUGGGGUACCAAAUAGGGCCAACGUUGCGGUCCACCGGCUGCGCACGAGAAGGGGGAACCACAUCAUCGCCAUGUACGUGAACAACCCCUCGGCCGUGCUCACUCUUCUAUAUUCUCACGGCAAUGCCGCCGACCUUGGUCAGCUCUAUGAUCUACUGACCGAACUCAGCGUUCAUCUCCGUGUCAACGUGAUGGG